Myotis brandtii (Brandt's bat) is the source of this 5618-nucleotide messenger RNA. RefSeq names its product chromosome unknown open reading frame, human C1orf168 (gene FYB2). The record is from RefSeq and is a predicted model, not a curated record. Lineage: Eukaryota; Metazoa; Chordata; Mammalia; Chiroptera; Vespertilionidae. Gene Ontology annotation, molecular function: protein binding. Gene Ontology annotation, cellular component: plasma membrane. The transcript is spliced from 19 exons. Bases 91 to 2373 code for a protein of 760 amino acids. Gene Ontology annotation, biological process: T cell receptor signaling pathway; protein localization to plasma membrane; integrin-mediated signaling pathway.
GGCGCAGGCGCAGCAAAGGGUUCCCUGGGCCCCAGGAUCCAGCUUUGGGAAGCUGGGUUUGUGUCCCAGACUCUGCCUCGGAGGAAAGCCAUGGACGGGGAAAGAUUAAGAAACUUCAAAGAGCUCCAAGCUAAAUUUCAAAAGCUUGAUGUGUCAUCCCUUCCAGGACCUAUUAAAUCCCUAGCAGGUGUUUCUCCUAAGGGUGACAUUGGAAGCACACAGUCAACGACGGUUUGGGCCAAUGGGAAACCCUUCUCAUCCAACCAUAAUCAGCCCCCACCAUAUUGUUCCAAUGGUGAACCCCAGUCUCUUGAACCCCAGAAAAUGAAGUCAGCACCAAGGAGUGAUAUUCAGAAAUGUUCUAAUUCCCUGGGAGCUCCAGGAAGGUCUACUCAUUCUGCAGAAAAUUCACAGAAGGCUUCUCUGCCUUUACAUGUGAAUCAGUCAAAUGCUAAGGUAACUGAUAAGAAGAAAGAGGUGGCCAGUACCUUCAGAGACAAGCUCCAGAACUGGGAGAAGGUUUCAUCUCAGAAAAGUGACAUGUCAUCAGCCCUUCGCCUCGCCAGUUGUGGAAGUGGGGCUCUCCAUCCGGAAGAUCAGAAAAGCACAGGGCUCACUACUCCAGAGGAGACCAGGAAACAGCUUGAAAUAAAAGGCUCCCAGACUCUUCCUUCCCAGAGGCACUUGAUGGCCCAAAGAAAAUCACAUGUCACCUCAGAAGAUCCCACAUUUCUGCUUUCUCAACAUGGAAGGAAGAGCCUAGGAAAGGCCAGUCCUGAGAGGAGCCCAGCGGGGAGCACCUGCCAGCCUAUCUAUGAGAGUGAGCUUGCCAGCCGGGCCCCAGGCCAUAAAAUGGAAACAACUGACAACCUACAUUGUGGCUUUUUGUGCUCAGAAAAAGACCCAGAUGUCAAGCAUCACCAGCUUCCCAAAACGAAACCACUGCCUUCCGUGGAGUCCCUGGGUCCUCCUCCCGUGAAGCCACCGAAGCCUCCAGUAGUGAGCCUCUGGGCCUUCCUAAGGCGGACAGCUGCGGUUCCCAAGACCCCCAGGCAAGCAGCUGUGAAGGAAGGCUACCUGCCUCCAGAGAGUGCUGAAGUUGAAGAACCACAUAAUUAUGAGGCAAUAAUUCCAUAUCUGAGACAUUCUGGCAACUCCAUUAACCUGCGCACUGCAAAAGAAAUCGCUGGUUCAACUUAUGAAGUUGGAAUUGAAGAACUCCAAAAGCCUUGGAAGAGUUUCCUCCACCAAGAACAUAGCCCUCAACAUGAAGAUCAAGAUAAAAAAAUAAAGGAAAAAGAGCCGCAUGAAUUGGAACCUCAGAAAACAGAAAAGGAUCUACAUCCAGACCUUAUGUGCAAGGUGGGUUCCUAUGAAGAGACGUGUGGAAAAGUCCCAGUGAUGAAAGUUCAGAGACAUAUGAAGAGAAUGCUGGCCAGAGAGCAGGAUGCUGUGAUUGACAGCAUCCAGACAGAGGCCUGCCCUCAGGACCCAAAGCUGGCCAGGCACUCCCAAGGCCAAUGUGGGUAUGUGGAGGCCUUGGAGGUGACUAAAGAAGCACCAGGCCAAGGGGCCUUUAGGCCACAAUCCAUCUCAGAAGAGACCUACGAUGAUGUUGAGUGCCCUGGGAGGAAGGAAUCAAAGUCGGACUUCUCCAACUCAUUUGCCUCAGAUAGUGAAGAAAAUAGUAACGAAAUGUAUGAAGAUGUAUACAAAACAAAGAGCAACUCCACAAACAUAGAUUUAGAUGGCAAAGCACUUAAGAGACUACAAAGAUUCUUCAAGAAAGAAAAGGAUAGAUUUAAGAUGAAGACAACCAAGUUGAAAGAAAAUGUAAGUGCGUUUUCCAUUUCGCUGCCGGAUUUAGAACUUAGGUCCCAGGAAGUUAUUAUGCAUGCUGACGUGACCAUCAAUGAAAAAGAGUCAAAGGAUGAAGAUAAAGUAAAAACUUGGAAACCCAAGUUUUUUAAGCCAAAGGGGGAAAAAGAGAAGAAAGAUGCUCAAGGAUCAGAAAGUCUAUCGCCUAGAAAUUUCUUCAGAACCAAGAAGCAAAACUUAGAAAAGAGAAUGGAAAGAGAAAAGCUUUUUAGAGAAAGAUUUGAGUAUGAUAAAGAGAUUACUGUCAUCAACACAGCAGUGGCGUGUUCCAGGAAUUCAAGAAAUGGGAUCUUUGAUUUGCGAAUAACCCCUGGAGAAGAACUGGACGUCAUUGAUGUCACUGAAGAAAAUCUAGUGAUAUGCCGCAAUUCUAAAGGCAAAUGUAAGUUACUGGCUCAUUGCCCCCAAAAUUUCACUGUUUUAAAAAAAAAAAUCUCAAAGCAUUCUCUCUAUAACUUAGAUUUUUGUUUCUAUAGAUGGAUAUGUGCUAAUUGAACAUCUAGAUUUCAAGUAAGUGGUUUGAUUUUGUACUUCAAAUAAUGAAUUCUAAACACUUACCACAUUGUUGUAUACAUUCAUUUCAAGGAAAUACUACUCAAUUUAUUUACAAUUCAGGAACACACCUGAAAAUUAGAUAUGUGACGCCCUAUUCUAUAAAAAUUACUUUGUAAGAGACUUUAUUAUUGUCUAUUAUUGUCUCCUGAGUGUGUUAUCCAGCUCUACAGAGCAUAUUUAUAAACAUUUUAAAGGAGCGUACAAAUAUUAAACAGGGUAAGAAAUGCCCCAGAAAUCUCCUGUUCAGUACUCCACUAUUUACAUUUCAAAAUAUAUUUCUAUUUUUUCUUAGGCCUCAAGGUUGUUCACCUUAGGAAGAUCCACAUCCAGUGUACCAUGCACAAGUGAGAACCAGGUCUGAGAUACUGGUCCUGCUCCCAUCAGUUUACAUGUCAAAAUGAGAUGGUGGAAACGUUCGUUAGGAACUCAGAAGAGAAAACAAACAAAUCCUCCACAUUUAGUUGAUUUUACUCCCAAAAGGUUAUCUUUCCAUGUCUAUCUUACUGCUGGCUCAGAGAAUGGGAAAGUGUGUGCUAGCAUUUGAGCACUUACUCAAUGAGCCACAUCUGAAGUUAGCAAUCAUGCCUAUGGCACUACCUAGUCAGUUGUACAGAUGGUUAGUGUGCUUCCCAUAUGAGUACACAAGUGUUUAUAACGUACUAAAAGAUGCUGUACAUUUAAAAUGGGUGUAAUUUAAUUCUAAAAUAAUAGUGCAACCAUUUUAUACUCAAAGUACAAUUACAGCUCAAGGUAUAAGUGUUCUGCUUUGUCACAAAAUCAGACUCAAAACGGGUUUCUUUUGGAAAUAGUAUACUGAAAAUCCACCCAAUAUACUUAAAGAAAAUAUAUGCUGUAUUGGUUUAAAAUACCCUGUUGUCCAAAAAUAAGUAAUAUUUUGUCUAUGCCUGAACACUUAUUUAAAUAAUAGAAUUUAUAUGAAAGUAAUGAAAAGUAAGCUGUUAAUAACAUUCUGUAUUUCAAAUGAUGUACACUGUCUGCUAAGCAGGGUGAUUCUAGCGUUCCAGGGUGUGAAUUUACUCCAUGGCCACAUCCUUUAUAUACUGUGAGAUUAUUUCAUAAGCUUCUAGGUUCUUUUAUUUCCUUUUUCAAGUUCCAAAUAGCACUUGCCAAUAAAGGCUAAGCUUAUUCUAGAGACAAGAAUCAAAAGUAUUACAGUGUUUAGAGAGGGAAAUAGGUAUGAAUGAAAUGUGUCAAAGAGUAAGAAGGGCAACACUGAAGCUUGGCCUUUAACCACACAUGUAUUUGCUAGACGAGGCAGAGAUAGAAAAUCCACACUAUCUGGUGACCAGGAAGAAAUUGAAGGGACAUGGCAAGAGCUGGAAUGGGGUAAAUUGGGGCUAGAAUAUGACAGAGUGCUUACUCAAAGGUCUUAAACAGGAAGGCAAUGCCAGAUGUUUAGAGAGAAAAGAAAAAAACAACCCCAGCAAUAUGGGUGAUAUAUUAGAGAGAGGAGAGACUAGGUGCUUUUGCAAUAUUCUAGGCAAAAGAGCAUUUGACCAUAAGACAGCAAUAAAAAUAUAUAGGGCAGGAGCCUCACUAGAGAUAUUACAAAGGUAAGAGGAAGAAUUAGGGAAUGACUCCAAGAUUUCUUGGAUGGUACCCAAAUUGGAAAUAUAUUUCUGCUUGGAUCCCCUAAACUAAAUGUACCUACUCAGUGAGAGGCAGGGCAACCACAGCCCUCUCCCACACCUCGGGCCAGACCUGUUACAGUGGGCAAGGAGGUAAGUGAAAGAGAAGACAGGGCUAUGCAGAGCAGAGACCUUUCAUGCAAUAAUUCUGCAGUGGCAACAGGACUAAAUUUUAACUGAGAUGGAUUUGUCCCAUCUCCUCACAUGACCUUUUGUUCUAAUUCCAUGUCUCAGCUCAAAGUCUCAAUUUUCUCAUUAGUAAAACAGCUAACAACACUCACCUUAUCUACUUCACAGGGGUUGUUGUCAGGCUGCAAUGUAAUAGUAUAAAUAAGUGUCCUAAAAUCUUUAAUUCAGAAUACUGUAUAAGUGCUGUUAUUUCAGUACCUGGCCUUUUUUGAGGUUGGAAGAUGUUGAAAACAAAAAAUGUGUUUUGAAAUUCAAAUCUUAAGACUUGAAAAAAAUGGCUGGGAUGUAAGUACUUUUACAUAGAUAUAUAGGGUGCCCCCCCCCCAAAAAAAUGUAUAUAUAACCUUUGAAUAAUUAUAAAGGCAGUGUUUAUGAAAAUAAUUUCAUUUUCAAAAUUGCGCUAUCAGCUGUUAAAAUGUGUAUACAUAUAUUUGGGAUGCCCUGUAUUUAACGGGAUUUUAAAACUGAACAUUUUCCUGUGUUUUUAAAGUAUAAACCAUUUGAUUUAACAUAAACUAGUACCUCAUUACUAUUUGUCGAUAUGAACUAUAUUUUUAGGAAAAAUAAUUGCCUCUAAUCCAUAAUCAAUGUGACUGUUUCUAUUUCACUGUCAGCCACAUUUCUUCCAUUCCUUAAAUCAUACCUAAAUUUCUCACUCUAUUGAUCUGUAAGAUUCUCUAAUGUAAACAUCAUAACUCAUCAUAACUGAGACUUCAGUAAUGUCAUGUCUCUAUUUUACUUUUAAUUCUGCAUGAAAACAUAUCAGUAAAUAUAACAUUCUGUCAGAUAAAAACCAUACAAAUGUACUUGACCCUAACAGAGACUCACACUGGCCCACACAAAUUCAUUUAUCGGCCAAGUCACCAACCACCUGUUAACAUGCACUGACAAAACCUUCCCUUCUUCCUGAGACUUCUGUGAAACACUUGGUUUUCCAAGAUGACAUAGCAUCUGCUGACUGGGCCCUUUCUUGCACACCUUCAGAACUUUUAGAACACAGAUUGUAGGGGAAGAAUAGGAAGAGGGGAAAAGAAGAAUAUUUAAUGACAAAUUCCUAAGACGUAGUUGUUUCUGGGUAACAGGGUUAGGAUGAUUUCUUUUCCUCUUCUUCAAACAUCCUGUACUUUUCAAAUUUCCCACAGUAAGCAUGCACUACCCGUGGAAUUUAGGAAAUAAAGGAAAAGCAUUUUUACUAAUCAAUACAAAUUCCUUCUUCUAAGUUUGGAAAAGCAAAUUGAAAUCUGGUAUGUCUUGACUUUGAUGUGUCAUUAAUGAGGACUAAAGUACAGUGUUUUUCAAGAAGUUACUUUUAGGUAUACUAGUAUAAAUAUGGAUAAAGCUGCAAAU